UAUUGCAGGGCUGCUGCAAUGUGGAUUCAGGUGCGCACAAUGGAUGGGAAAGAGACCCAUCGGGUCGACUCCCUGUCCAAGCUCACUAAAGUGGAUGACUUGCGCAUCAAGAUCAUGGAGCUCUUCAAGGUUGAGCCCGAGAGACAGAGGCUGUUCUACAGGGGAAAACAGAUGGAGGAUGGCCACACCAUUUUCGACUACAACGUAGGGCUAAACGACAUUGUUCAGCUUCUCGUUCGACAAACCCUGCCUCCUCCUCUUUCAAAAGAUAAAGAGGGGGAGCUUUCUGACUCUGACUCUGGGUGUGGCUCUGCCCAGAGUGAAUCAGACAAGAGCUCCACACACGGAGAGACUGAUGCCCAGUCUGCAGGCACCUCCGCCCAGGGCGAAACACUGGAUCUCAUCGAUCCAGGGUUUGGCCUUUACAAGAUAAAUGAGUUUGUGGAUGCUCGAGACUUGAACAUGGGGGCUUGGUUUGAGGCACAGAUUGUAAAUGUUACCAAGACCACCAAGCCAUCUGCAGCAGAGAAUGGCACAGAGGCGGAAGCUGGGAGCACUGCGAUUGAAGCUGGAGAAGAGGAGAUUCAUUACCACGUCAAAUAUGAGGACUACCCUGAGAAUGGGAUCGUUGAGCUGAAGGCCAAGGAUGUGCGUCCUCGGGCUCGCACCGUUUACCAGUGGCACCAGUUGGAGGAGGGUAUGGUGGUAAUGGUAAACUACAACCCGGAUGAACCCAAGGAACGGGGAUACUGGUAUGACGCUCAGAUACAGAGGAAGAAGGAGACACGCACCCACCAUGAAAUUUAUGCCAAGAUACUGCUUGGGGACGCUGGUGAUUCUCUCAACGAUUGCCGCAUUAUGUUUGUGACUGAAAUUUACAAGAUUGAGGAGCCAGGAAGUUCUGAUGGUUCAGGAGCUGCAUCUGACAGUCCCUUGAAGAGAUCUAAUGGCCCAGAAUGCAAGCGUUGCAAAGAUGACCCCAAAAAGAACUGCCGCUGGUGUAACUGCCACGUGUGUGGGGUGAAGCAGGACCCUGACAAACAGUUACUCUGUGAUGAGUGUGACAUGGCCUUCCACACAUACUGCCUCAACCCACCGCUCACCUCCAUCCCCGAUGACGAAGACUGGUACUGUCCUGAGUGUAGGAAUGACUCUAGCGAAGUGGUACUCGCUGGGGAGAAACUGAAAGAGAGUAAGAAGAAAGCCAAGAUGGCCUCUGCAAGCUCCUCUAGCCAGAGAGACUGGGGCAAGGGCAUGGCAUGUGUCGGCCGCACCAAACAGUGCACCAUCGUCCCCUCCAAUCACUACGGGCCUGUUCCCGGAGUCCCGGUUGGAACUCUCUGGAAAUUUCGUGUUCAAGUCAGUGAGUCUGGGGUCCAUCGACCACAUGUGGCUGGGAUCCACGGCAGGAGCAAUGACGGAGCUUACUCCCUCGUACUGGCCGGUGGCUAUGAGGACGAUGUGGAUGACGGAAACGAGUUUACCUACACCGGCUCCGGUGGCAGAGAUCUGUCUGGUAACAAAAGGACCGCGGAACAGUCCUGUGAUCAGAAACUCACCAACAUGAACAGGGCUUUGGCUCUGAACUGUAACGCUCCCGUAAACGAGAAGGACGGGGCGGAGGCCAAAGACUGGAAGGCAGGAAAACCAGUGCGUGUGGUUCGUAGCUCCAAAGGCCGCAAGCACAGCAAGUACUGCCCUGAGGACGGCAACAGAUAUGAUGGAAUCUAUAAGGUGGUGAAGUACUGGCCAGAGAAGGGCAAGUCAGGAUUUCUGGUGUGGCGCUACUUGCUCAAACGGAAUGACGAUGAACCGGCACCGUGGACUCGUGACGGCAAGGAACGAAUCAAGAAACUUGGCCUCACCAUGCAGUAUCCUGAAGGUUAUCUGGAGGCUGUGGCAGCCAAAGAAAAAGAAAAGGAGAAUAAGAAUGAAGAGGAAGUUAGUGACACGCCUACCAAAGGCAAGAGGAAGAGGAAAUCCCAGGGUGGUAAGUUAAAGGAGAAGACCUCACCAGCCAAAGGCACGCCCAAAAAGAUCAAAGUGGAAGCUUACAAACUGACCAAAGAGCAGAAGGCUUUGAUCAAGGAAGAUGAGCUGAACAAGAAACUGUGGGACGAGGCCAUGGAGUCUUUAAAUCUCGGACCAAGAUUUUUGAACAAAGUGGAGGAAGUCUUUUUGUGCAUUUGCUGCCAAGAGGUUGUGUUCCAGCCCAUCACCACAGAGUGCCAACACAAUGUCUGCAGGGAAUGUCUUCAGCGGUCCUUCAAAGCAGAAGUGUACACUUGCCCGGCUUGCAGAUACGACCUGGGGAAGAGCUACCAAAUGAGUGUGAAUAAAACGCUCCAAGCCAUUCUCAAUCAGCUCUUCCCAGGGUACAGCAGUGGACGAUGA
Messenger RNA from Chanos chanos (milkfish), 2394 nucleotides. RefSeq names its product ubiquitin-like with PHD and ring finger domains 1 (gene uhrf1). The transcript is spliced from 16 exons. The coding region runs from base 19 to 2394 and encodes 791 amino acids. Lineage: Eukaryota; Metazoa; Chordata; Actinopteri; Gonorynchiformes; Chanidae. Gene Ontology annotation, biological process: protein ubiquitination; negative regulation of gene expression via chromosomal CpG island methylation. Gene Ontology annotation, molecular function: ubiquitin protein ligase activity; protein binding. The record is from RefSeq and is a predicted model, not a curated record.